Molecule: messenger RNA, 494 nt
Organism: Durotheca rogersii
Lineage: Eukaryota; Fungi; Ascomycota; Sordariomycetes; Xylariales; Xylariaceae
Exons: 2
Coding region: 151-417 (88 amino acids)
Source: RefSeq, a predicted model, not a curated record
CUAAUUCAUGUAUGUAUGCAUGCAUACAGGUAGGUACCUACCUCCCUGCCUCCCUGCCUCCCUCCCGGCCUACCUUACCUCCUAAGGUGCAUCCACGGGUGCAGUAGGUGCGCAGUGCAUAUCGUCUUCAAAAUCGUCGAGGGUGCGUGUAUGUUCUAUUCUAUCUUUCUCCUUCUCAUAUUGUUGUUGUUGUUAUCAUCUUCACCAUCUCGUCCUAUCCUGCCCUCCCUCUCUCUAGGUUCUCCCUCGCGUCUCCUCUUAUUACCUGAGGCGCAACCUAGUAUUAUUAUUAUUAUUGUUACUUACAUAGGUCCUGCUCACGCACAUACCCAUCUACAAUACACAUCCAUCCACCCGUCCACAUACGUCCAUACAUACCUACCACCUACCUACCUACAUAUACCCUCCAUACGAUAGGUACUUCUGUCCGUCCACACAUCGAUACCUCCUCCUACCUCUACCUAUACAUACACACUCGACCCAGCCCAAUCGCG